UGGCUUCCUUCGCUGAGUACAUAGUAAGAUCUUACUCUCAACAUGAAACAGUUCUCGAUGGUUGCGGUCCUGGUGGUGGCCCUGGCAUGCCUGCUGAGCUGGAGCAGCGCCAUGCCCGACCCUGUAGCUGACCCUGACCCCGUGGCUGACCCCGGCUACCGUCGCUUCGGUGGAUUGGGAUAUGGUGGAUACGGGUUGGGCGGACUUGGAUACGGAUACGGAGGUCGUGGCUACGGAUACGGGGGCUUUGGAUACGGAGGAUAUCGUGGCGGAUUCUACGGAUGAAGAUGAUAGAUACGAAAUGUCCAUUCUAUCUGUAAAAAAAUAUAUAAGACAUGAAAAUGUCACAUUUUUCUGCUUCGUUUUCUGUUUC
This is a messenger RNA of Penaeus indicus, 373 nucleotides long. Its product is annotated as prismalin-14-like. NCBI's taxonomy places the organism in Eukaryota, Metazoa, Arthropoda, Malacostraca, Decapoda, Penaeidae. The record is from RefSeq and is a predicted model, not a curated record. Bases 43 to 285 code for a protein of 80 amino acids. The transcript is spliced from 2 exons.